Molecule: messenger RNA, 2696 nt
Organism: Anolis carolinensis (green anole)
Lineage: Eukaryota; Metazoa; Chordata; Lepidosauria; Squamata; Anolidae
Gene: akap19
Product: chromosome 1 C2orf88 homolog
Exons: 3
Coding region: 392-652 (86 amino acids)
Molecular function (GO): protein kinase A regulatory subunit binding
Source: RefSeq, a predicted model, not a curated record
GUCACAAUGGCUGCAUGAACAAUGUUUGCCUAGGAAACGUUUUCUAGCCGUGUAAGAAAUGUCAGCCAGCCAUUGGUGGCAAGAGGUGAUCAAAAGAUUGGAUUAUAAUAUUGGUGACGAAAUACCUUUUGAAAAUAAUUGAAGACUUUUCUUUAAGCUCCCAGGACUUUUCCUCUGGGCACCAGUCUAUAAGCCUGAAGAGCACAGUGCCAUCUUGGAUUAGGUGGUUUUAUAAACAGGGGCAUCAUGAUACCACCCCCUUGACCAAAUACUGGGAGAGAUACGUGCUUUUGGUUUGCUUGCAAGGGAGUGGCACAUUGUCCCUCUCUGAAGGACUCUUCUUCCAAGUUGAUUGUGCGGCUCGAUCAAAGUCGUGUAGCGCACUUGUACCAUGGGAUGCAUUAAAUCCAAAAGCCCCUUCCCAAACACGAUCCUCGAUGAUGGAAGCAAGGAAAUCAGCGGCUACAAUAGUGGGUGCAACAUAGAAAAAUCCGCCCUGAUUCAAACAAAAUCCGAUAUGUCGCCAAACACGGUGGUGGUGGACUUCGCUCACCGGCUCUCCUUGGAGAUCCUGGAUCAAGCUGUGAAACAGUGGGCAGUGGCUGAAAGCAAAUAUAGUGAUAUCCCCUUCAUAGAAAGCGACGAGCCAUGAAGGGCACGAUUGAGCUCUUUCUCCCAACAUGACCCUGGUCAAGCAUCUAAUGUAUUGGUGCUGUCGCAAAAUAAAGCGAUGUUCAUGAAGCAGGAAUUGUGAUUUUAAAGACACCUGUUGUACAGAAGCAGCUAGCCUUGACUGAGGUAAUGCAUUACCUUGCCUUUACUAUUACAUCUCUAAUAAACCCAUAAUAGCAUCCAGCAGGGUUUCCGGGCUGACGAGUGGGUUGUAGCACCAAGAAAUUCUGGUCAGGAGCGGUAAGAGCACCAAAGGGGUGCAAAGACAAGGCAUAUAGGUUCUCCUGCUGAUCUAAAAGUAUAUUUAAGUAUAUUAAGAUUGGCCCAGGAAUUGAAGAAUAAGGUUGUGGCUAAAUUAAUGGUAGUGUUGAAGAGUUCUGGCUGCUACUGAAGUACUAAACUAUCCAUCUUAAGGGGAAAUGGUACAUUUAAGCACAGCAUACAAUCUUGCCAAAGUUAAGCAUUUCUAAAGUCUCGUUUAUUUUAGUAGGAAAAAUUACUGCUGAAUUCUCCCAUUGAAAUAAACGAGGCUGCAGUGCUUAAAUGUUGAGAUUGGACCGUACAAGUGGUUCGUACCACUGCCAGUAGAGCUUCCUUUGCUAGACAUAUCUACUCACCCUGAUGCCAUGGGGCGAAUUGUUUGCAACUUCAUUCAGCCGAGCAGACAAAUACUAACUUCAGACCAAAGACUUAGGAGAUGUAAUAGGACAGAACGCAGAAGUAACACUGAAUGUUCCUUACUUGUAAAAGGGCAAUUACAACAUCAGUAUUUUGCUGGUAUUGUGAGUUUGGGGUAUUUUAAAACAAGUAUUCCAGUUGUCAACAUUUACUGGUCAUCAACAUGGAUAGCUUUACAAUUAACAAUAUUAUGGAUAGGCCACAAAGACCAAGAUAGUAGUCUGCCUUCAAAAGAAAAUGCUUAAAGAAGGGAUGGAGAACAUGUAUCCUUCCAGAUACUGCUCACGUUAUUCCUGUGUGGUCUGUACUGCCAAAAGCGGAUGAACGCCGAAGUUCAAAAACAUCUGGAAGGUCACAUGUUCCCUGCUGUGGUUUAAAGUCCUGUUUGUAAGAAGGAAAUGCAGCGCGCAAAGCUUCUAGGCAGCUUAUUUCAGUUAAUUCAUAGAGAGAGUGAAACGAUAAACGCUUGUACCAAAAGCGCUUGGUGUGUGUCCUCAAAUGUUAUUUUCACUCAACGAUUUCCAGGACAGGGCAAAAGAGAUGUGCCCAAAAUGCCAUAGGGGUCAUGCUCACAGCUAUUCUGACAAUAUGAAUAGCUGCUGAAAAGAAGAUUAACUAUGACUGCUGUUGAUCUCAUGCAAUAUAAUUUCCAACCACCGCAUUGCAUUUUCUGAAACAGAAAAAAGUCAGGUAGAUCCCAAGCAGGGCUAUCGUUUAUUCUGUUAUAUCUGAUUGUAGCAGAAAUAUCACCUCCCUUUUCCUGGUGCUAUAUAGUUCCUCUUGGCACAAAAACUUCUGCAACAGCCCUGUAUUCAGUACUACUAACAAGGCAAAAUAUAUGGGGCAAAAAGCACUGGGGGAAUAGCAAGAAAGCAGUCUGACCUGCCCAGAGCCGUAGUAUCGGAUGAAACACCGGGGUUUUCUAAUCAUAUGAUCAUUUCUACAUAUGUGAUUGUGACCGAAGAGGUCUUGCCUAAAUAAAAUGUUAUACUGAAUGGUAGACUGGUUCUUUGUUAAUCAAAACUACGAUGUAACUUGUGUCCUACAAAUGUAUCCUCACAAAAAUGUCCUGUAUUGGUUUCUUCUGUGUAUUACAGGAUUUAACGGUACUCAUGUUUCAAUUUUUUUUAAAAAAAAUCUGGAAAAUAACAUUAAAUAGAUAAAGGUCUAUGAAAAUGCUUUAAAGUACUGUGGAGCACAAAUUUGUAAGUCUGGUUUUUCAGCAGUGUAAGGAAGGAGGCUGCAACUUCAACAGCAUAUUACAAUAUAUUUUUACAAUAUGUUUUAUUUUUACCCAAAUGAUUAAUCACUUGCAAAACUGUGUUUGAAUAAAAUAAUAUUUCAUA